Dunckerocampus dactyliophorus (ringed pipefish) is the source of this 6618-nucleotide messenger RNA. It is a transcript of the gene ncoa2, whose product is annotated as nuclear receptor coactivator 2. The transcript is spliced from 23 exons. Gene Ontology annotation, biological process: cellular response to hormone stimulus; positive regulation of transcription by RNA polymerase II. Gene Ontology annotation, molecular function: protein dimerization activity; nuclear receptor binding. Lineage: Eukaryota; Metazoa; Chordata; Actinopteri; Syngnathiformes; Syngnathidae. The coding region runs from base 508 to 5097 and encodes 1529 amino acids. Gene Ontology annotation, cellular component: nucleus. The record is from RefSeq and is a predicted model, not a curated record.
AUAAUGAGUAAUACCGUGGAACCCUGACAGCUACGCGGGGGUCGCUAGUGGGCCGUGCGGGAGUAGAUUGCUCGCCGGAGCCCAGUGAUGUGCUUUGGUGUGGGGGAGGAAGGGAAAAAAAAGCAGCUACCAGCCAGAUAAACACUCACAGCGGUGGCUUGCGGACUAGCAAGGAGUAACAUGGCGGCGGCACUGUUAGCCAGCACAAAUGUUGUUUCACUGCCGCGAAGGUCAGCCUUGUCUGUGACACACGGAAACUAACAGCGAGGAGUCAAGUGUUAAAUCCAUGGGACUUGUGCAAAUGGAGAGAGAGCUGCUUCGCUUUGCUUUCCUUCCCCCGCUCUCCUGCCUGUCUGGUCCAAUUACAUGUUCCUCUGUCAGAGCAGCAGCACUCCUAAUCAGGAGAGAGAAGUGGAUGAUGCUUAGAGCUUUCCUGAUGUUAUCGUCUUGCAGCGAUGGCCUGAGGGACUCUGCGCACUGAAACCAAGAGGCUGAUAUGCAUUGAGGAUGAGUGGCGUCGGGGAAAGCUCAUCUGACCCUGCAAGGGCAGAGUUACGGAAACGUAAAGAAUGUUCGGCUGAACUUCUUGGACCCAGUCCCAAGCGGAGCAACGAGAAGCGCAACCGUGAGCAUGAGAACAAAUACAUCGAAGAACUCGCUGAGCUGAUCUUCGCCAACUUCAAUGACAUUGACAACUUCAACGUGAAGCCCGACAAAUGUGCAAUCCUAAAGGAAACUGUGAAGCAGAUCAGACAGAUAAAGGAGCAAGAGAAAGCGGCCGCAGCCAAUGAGGAGGAGGUGCAGAAGUCCGAUGUGUCAUCGACGGGCCAGAGUGUGAUUGACAAAGAUGCCUUGGGACCAAUGAUGCUGGAGGCCCUGGACGGCUUCUUCUUCGUAGUGAACAUGGAGGGCAACAUCGUAUUUGUGUCUGAGAACGUGACCCAGUACCUGCACUACAACCAGGAGGAGCUGAUGAACACCAGCGUCUACAGCGUGCUGCACGUCGGGGAUCAUGCCGAGUUCAUUAAGAACCUGCUGCCCAAAUCCCUCGUGAACGGCGUCCCGUGGUCCAGCGAGGGUCCGAGGCGGAACAGUCACACCUUCAACUGCCGCAUGCUGGUGAACCCCCACAGCGACAGCCAGGACGAGCAGCACGAGCACGAGCAGCAGCAGCAGAAAUACGAGACCAUGCAGUGCUUCGCCGUUUCGGAGCCCAAGUCCAUCAAGGAGGAAGGAGAUGAUUUCCAGUCGUGCCUGAUCUGCGUGGCUCGCAGGGUCCCCAUGAAGGAGAGGCCCAUGCUUUCUACACAUGAGAGCUUCACCACACGCCAAGACCUGCAAGGUAAGAUCACGUCCCUGGACACCAGUCUGCUGCGGGCCUCCAUGAAGCCAGGCUGGGAGGACCUGGUGCGGCGCUGCAUCCAGCGUUUCCACCUGCAGAACGACGGGGAAAUGUCCUUUGCCAAACGCCAUCAGCAGGAAGUGCUGCGCCACGGCCAGGCAUUCAGCCCCAUCUACCGCUUUUCCCUCUCGGACGGAACCAUUGUGUCAGCCCACACGAAAAGCAAAUUGGUGCGCUCGCAUGCCACCAACGAACCUCAGCUCUACAUGUCUCUGCACAUUCUGCAGCGAGAGCAGACAGUAUGCGGAAUGGGCCAGGACAUGGGUCCUGGCACUCAGGCCACAGGGAUGGCCCCCAAGCCAAUGAACUCCUCCACUCCCUCCAUGACCCCCCCAACACCGGGCAGUUUGCCAGGCUCAGGACCUCAGGGCCAGGACACGACCAUCAGCAGCAACAGCACGCCUUUCUCCCCUCCAGGCCCUGCUGGCCCCAGAGAACCUGCAGCCUUAGGUGGGGGACACAUGCAGGCCUACCGUCAAGGCUGCCCCCAACCACACAGCCACCCUGGAGGAAUGCAACCUCCUCAGCAGGGCCAGAAUUGGAGAAUGAACAGUCCCUCUCGUGCCAGCCCGAGCCCAGCCGGUGGACCUCAUGCCCCGCAGCAGAACUCGAUGCUCUCCCCCAGGCAUCGUGGGAGUCCUGGCGGGGCAGGCAGCCCACGUGUAGCAGGAGGCCUUCACUCCCCCUCCCCAGUGGGGAUGUGUGGGGGAGGGCCUGGUGGUGCAGGUGGUAGCGCAAUAAGCACUCAUGCCAACAGCUACACGAGCAGUUCCCUGUCAGCUUUGCAGGUCCUAAGCGAGUGCCACGGUGUAGGACACGGGCACGGGCCCCCUCAUGCACACACACUGGGGUCGCCAGAUCGGAGGAUAGGCUCUCCAGCAAGCGUCACACCAGGAUCAGGCGUAAACACUCAUCUCAUGUCAAAACUCAGUGCAGGGGCAACUGGCGGUACAGCGGACGCGUUUGGCCCUCACACAGAAGUGGGUCAGGGGGGGCACACCCCAGGUCAGACAGAAAGCAACAUUGCUGAACCUAAAGACGAGAGGGAGGGGCCGCUUGAGGGCCAUGACGCUCACAGUCGUCUUCAUGACAACAAGGGACACACUAAGUUACUCCAACUGCUCACUACAAAACCAGAGCCUCUGGAGACCCCCCUGUCUCCUACUGCAGGAGGUGACGGGAAGGACCAGGCUGGGACGGGGGCCCGAGGUGGUCAUUCUGGAGGAAGUACUCACACCACCUCCCUUAAAGAAAAACACAAGAUCCUCCACCAACUCCUUCAGAACAGCACGUCUCCCGUGGACCUGGCCAAGCUCACCGCAGAGGCCACCGGUAAGGAGCUAGGCCAGGAGCAAGGCCAAGGUGCUUCUGGGGGCGAAAUCACCCCAAAGCAGGAGCCCUUGAGCCCCAAGAAGAAGGACAAUGCUCUACUUCGCUACCUGCUGGAUAAGGAUGAUACGGCCCUGAAGGACAAGGUUCCUAAGCUUGAGCCGGGCGAGGUGAAGGUGGAAGUCGGCAAACACCCACUUGUUAAAACGGAGAAACAAGAUGUUGGAUACGACCAAGCUGAACAGUCGUCGGAGCUGGAUGACAUCUUGAAUGACCUGCAGAAUGCUCAGCCGCAGCUCUUCUGUGAGCCGCGGCCCGUGUCGCUGCCCAGCCCCAUGGACAAACAGAACAUCAUCAAUGACUUCCUGCAGAUGUCUGAGAGCAACCCCACUGUGGCAGCACAACAGCAGCACAGGAGCGUUGGCGGUGGCAGCAUGGGUCCAACUAAUUUUGGGGGUGUCCGACCGGGGCAACCAGGCAGAGGUGUGCCUGUACGGAGCGUCUCCCUGGACAUGAACACGUCACCACAGUACCCCAUCAGGACCACAAGCCCAUACACCCUCAUGCAGCAGCAGCAGCCGCAGCAAGGCAUGGUGGGAGGCCACGGCAUCAUGGCUAAUCAGGCCAACAUUGUUGGCACAGGGCUCAUGGGUCCAGGCGGGCCUCGGCCGGGCAUGCAGCAGCAGGAAGGCUGGGCAGGCUCGGGCUCGGCUCCUCCCCUCGGGACCCCUGGCCCCGGACCGCCAGGGUCCAUGCAGGGCAGGAUGGGCCCCAACGGUGCGCCCAUGAGGCCCGGCACCCAGCCAGGGCCCCGGCAAAUGCUCCAGUCAUCAAUGAUGCCCACCGCCACACCUGACAUGGAUAUCAGUAUGGUGGGCCAUUUCUCGCAGCAGCAGGCUCCUCCCAACCAGACGGCGCCCUGGCCAGACAGCAUGAUGCCCAUUGACCAGACAGCUUUUGUGAGCCAGAACAGGCCGCUGCACUCAACACCUCAAGAUGAGCUGCUGUGUAACAUAGGCCUCAGCAGCGGUGACGGCAGUGCAGUGGAUGAGGGUGCCCUCAUGUCCCAACUGUACACUGCGCUAAAGGAUUUUGAUGGCCUUGAAGAGCUUGACCGCGCCCUCGGCAUCCCCGCUCUGAUAGAACAGAACCAGACACUAGACCAGGACCAGUUCCCGCAGGACUCGUCCAUGAUGUUAGAACAGAAGCCCCCCAUGUACGCCCAGCAGUUCAGGCCCCCUCAGUCACACAUGGCCCAGAGGGGCUACCCCGGGGGACCCAUGCAAGAGACGGGCUUCCAUCCCAUGUCUGGCCAGAUGGGUCCUCGGCCAGGUUACCCCAUGAUGAGGAUGCAGGCCCGUCCCGGACUCAGGCCUGGUGGUGUCGGCCCCAACCAGCCCAACACACUGCGCCUACAGCUUCAGCACCGGCUACAGUCACAGCAGAACCGACAGCCAAUGAUGACUCAGAUGAGUAGCGUUUCCAAUGUGAACCUGCCGCUCAGAUCCAACGCUCCAAACCAGGGGACCAUCAACGCUCAGAUGUUGGCGCAGCGUCAGCGGGAACUCCUGAGCAACCACCUGAGACAGCGGCAGCAGCAGCAGCAGCAGGUCCAGCAAGCUCAGCAGGUCCAGCAGCAGCAGAGGAGCAUGGCCAUGCGGGCCCAGGGCCUCAACUUGCCGCCCAACAUGAGUAACCCGCGGAUCCCCCAGGCCAACCCCCAGCAGUUCCCCUACCCGCCCAGCUACGGUACCGGUACAGGCCUGGCCUCGCCACCUCCCCCUACCAGCCCCUUCUCCUCUCCUCUCUCCCCCAGCCUGUCGUCUCUCCCCUCCAACCCCCAGCUCCACUUGCAUGGCACCUCCUCCUCUUCCUCCACCUCCUCCUCCUCCCAGAUGAUGAUGGGAAACACAAAUAUGAUGGGCGGACAGUACGGGGCCGUACUCAGCCCCCAAAUGCAGCACAGUGCCUUUCAGUUUCCCAACUCAGGUAUGAACCAACAGGCAGAUGGAGGCUUUGGGGGUCCCGGUGCACCGCAGAGCCCCCUGCUUUCUCCCCGCAUGGCCCACACACAGUCCCCGAUGAUGCAGCAGGGCCAGGGGAACGCCUCUUUCCAAGGCUCGCCUGACAUUAAUGGCUGGCCACAGGGCACCAUGGGAGGGAACAGUAUGUUCUCCCAGCAGCAGACGUCCCCUCAGUUCACCCAGCAGCAGAAUAACGGCAGCAUGUACAACGGCAGCGGCAUGAACCUGAACAACGUCCCCAUGGUCACCAGCAGCAUGGGCCAGAUGGCUGGACAGAUGAGCGUCACAUCCAUGGCCUCGCCCGGCUUGCCCUCCAUGGGACAAGAACAGAAAUACUGUUGACCCCAAUUGAGUUUCUGACCUGGGCCUCAGUGAUCAGCUGGAGCAAAAAUUGUAUCCAAACACGUAAGCCACCAAGCCCCGUCCAUGUUCAAGGUUGACCGGGGGGGUGGCCCAGAGAGGCGCUGCCCAGCCCCUCCCUCUGCCUGUCCGGCUGCAUUCACCGUAGUGUGACUUACUGUAGGCCCGGGUUCUUGAUGAAUGUAUCCUCUCAGCGGACUGCGGCCAUUUACAAUCUCAUCUCAAAAAACACAACAUUGGCGUUUUCUCCCACUCGUUCAGUUCCAAGUUAGGAAAAACUUUUAGCCGGUUUUGCCUUUUUUUUUCUUUUUUGGCUUGUUUUUUUUUUUAGCUCUUCUUUCUUUUCUGUAUUAUUAUUGUUACUGGCGGGUGUCGGGAGAGGAAGUGAAGAGGAUCUUGAAAAAACACUGCGGAGGAAGAGUGACGUGAGGUUUAUAUAGUGUAUUAAAUUAAGUUUUAUUUUUCUGUAUAGAGUUAAUGAAUAAUUCCUGUAGAUGGCUUUAUUAUCCUCGUAGCAUCCGAGAAGAGAAUAUUCUUUAAAAAGAAAAAAAGAAAAAAGUGUUGCGAAAAGGCACUUUUUACAUGAAUUUUAAUAUUCUUUCUGAGAAGUAUCGCCUGUGAACCUGAAUACUUGGGUCCGAUCGUUUCAGAAAAAAUUUAAUAGAAAAAUGAAUUGUACAUACCGAGAAGUAAAAGGGUUUUUUUCUCUAUUUAUUUGAUUUUUUUUUUCUUCUUUUUUUGGUCUGCUUUUUUUGUUUGUUUCCCUUCCCGGUACGAAGCAGACUGGGGGUUGUGUGACGUUGGGAAGUGUUGCUGUGUAUACGGUGUACAGAUAUCGCUUUGCUUCUCUGCCUUUAGCAUAGAACAACACCAAACAGGUAAAAAAAAAAGGAAAAAAAAACAAAAACAAGAUAACACAGCCAUAAAUAACUUUGAAAAAGUGUGCUUUCUAUGUUGUCUGGAGUGAAAACGCUUUCUACAAGCUGCUAGGUGCAAACUGUUUCCGGUGUGAUGUAAACAAGCAAUAACUUGAGAAUCUUGGGGUUAUUAUUUUUUGUAAUUUUUCUGUAUAUAAUAAUGAUAAGGACACCUUUUUGCGCCACGUUUUGGAUGCAGUAUUAAAAACCGUUGUUUUUUUUUUUUCUUCUUUGUUUUUUAAUUGCAGUUUGUACCAAGAACUACACACACACACACACACACACACACACACACACACACACACAGAAUUUUAGAUUAUGCAGCAAGGUGGCCCCCCUCCCCCUGCACUCUUGACAGCCAUAUUGAAAUGACCUCAGGCAGUUAGUUCACCUGUGAAGUGUUGGCUAAUGGCGUGUGCUACUCUGGGUUCAUCUUAUACAACCUCAAAAAAACAAAAAAAAAAGACCCAUUUUUCUAUCGUCUAGUUCAGGGUUUCCCAAACUUCGGGUGUAUUAUUAUUUACCAGUGGAUGAAACGCUGUAUGUGCUGAAAAACACAACUUCUCAACUUUAUUUUGUGGACUUU